GUCCAGCUGUAUCGUCAGUUACACGCCGAUCGUCGUGCGCCGCGGAUAAUUACAAGUUUUAACGAACAAACGAUCCGUGAAUUUUAUCGAACGUAUUACACAAAUGAAAAGUUAAGUCAAAAUGGUGACGAUACACGAUCCAUAUCUCAGGCAUCUUUUCGACAAUCAGUCUAUAUUUAACGUUUAUAACGAAGAAACUAUGAACUUAUCGGUCGGUGCUCCAGGUCCUGACCUGCUCCAACACUGCGUGGAUAUGUUACAAAGAGCGACAGACCACAGAUUGGAAGAAGAGAAGAAGGAAGGUAAGUAUUUUCUUUUUCAAUAUGGCACGCAAGCUGGUCUGUGGGAAUGUCGCGAAGAAUUGGCGAACUUCCUGACCAGACGAUAUGACGAUCCAGUGAAAAGAGAAAACUUGAUCUUGACCUGCGGAGCCUCGCACGGCAUUCAGCUAUUAUUAAACACCGUGCUCUCACCAAAUGGAGUUAUUUUUGUAGAGGAAGUCACUUAUAUGAUAGCCUUGGAUGUUUUCAAACAAUUUCCACUGAUGAAAAUAGUAACUGUACCAAUGAAAAAUGAUAACGUAGACUUGGACGCGUUCGAGAAAAUAAUCGCGGAGGAGAAGAAGAAUAAUAACUUCUUCCUCACCGACGAGAAGAUAUUCUGGGCAAUGUUUUACACUAUUCCCACUUUUCACAACCCGACCGGAACCACUUUACCACCAGAAAGUUGUAAGCGUCUGGUCGAAAUAGCACGGAAUAAUUCCAUAAUGGUCGCCUGUGACGAUGUAUAUAAUUUGCUUUAUUACGGAAAUGGUUCCCCACCGCAUCGAUUAUUCUUUUACGACGAUCCAAUGGAUCCUGAUUACAAAGGUGGUAAUGUUGUGUCGAACGGAUCGUUUUCGAAGAUUCUAUCGCCGGCAAUUCGUUUCGGAUGGAUCGAAUGUCCACCGCGAGUAGCGAAGAUCUUUAGAUCAUCAGGGAUCAUGCUCAGCGGUGGUGCAGUUAAUCAUUAUGUUUCGGGCGUGAUCGCAAGUUUACUUCAUCUAAACAUCGAAGACGAAUAUCUCGAUAAGAUUAUUAAUAUUUAUAGGGAACGAUUAUCAUUAUUAUGCGAUACGUUGGAUCGCUAUUUACCAAAGUGCUGUUCGUACUAUCGCCCGGAAGGUGGUUACUUCGUAUGGAUUCAUCUUCCACCAGAAGUAAAUGGUAGUGAUUUUAUUAAAUGGUGUCAAGAAAAGCACAAUGUAACUGCUAUACCAGGAACACGAUUUUCAUACAGCGGAAAAUGCAAUAAUUUCUUGAGACUUAGCAUAGGUUUUCAUAGGAAAGAGGUUUUAGAAAUUGCAUCCAGAAAACUUUGCAAAGCUCUUCAAUAUUACAUAAGCCAUAACACAGUGUGA
Molecule: messenger RNA, 1399 nt
Organism: Colletes gigas
Lineage: Eukaryota; Metazoa; Arthropoda; Insecta; Hymenoptera; Colletidae
Product: 2-aminoadipate transaminase-like
Exons: 8
Coding region: 122-1399 (425 amino acids)
Biological process (GO): biosynthetic process
Molecular function (GO): pyridoxal phosphate binding; L-2-aminoadipate:2-oxoglutarate transaminase activity
Source: RefSeq, a predicted model, not a curated record